GUCUAUCCAUGUACCUCGUCUAUGUUAUAUGCUAUAUCAUAAUUGUUAUUUUGAAACGUGGAUCUGCCGGGUUGAUUCAGUUUCAUUUGAAUACGUAUACAACGUUUCAAGUAGUUUUUAAAUAUGGAAUACAUAUAUCGAUUACCAUUCAAAGUAUUGGAAGUACCUAAUUUAAAAUUAAAAAGACCAUCAUGGUUUGUGAAACCUAGUGCAAUGAUUGUUUUCUCAUUCAUACUUUUAUCAUAUUUCUUAGUGACAGGAGGUAUUAUAUACGAUGUAAUUGUUGAACCACCUAGUGUAGGAUCAACAACUGAUGAGCAUGGACAUACUCGACCUGUAGCAUUCAUGCCAUAUCGUGUAAAUGGACAAUAUAUUAUGGAAGGGCUUGCAUCUAGUUUUUUAUUUACUUUAGGAGGAAUUGGCUUUAUAGUGUUGGAUCAAACGCAUAGUCCCUCAACUCCUAAACUAAACAGGAUUCUUUUAAUAUGCGUUGGAUUUAUCAGUGUUAUUGUAUCAUUUAUUACCUGCUGGAUUUUCAUGAGGAUGAAAUUACCGGGAUAUCUACAGUUAUAAACCUAAUCUACGCUAGUGUUCUUCAUUUUUAUACGGAUAUAUACAUUUGAGUUACAUGCAGUAAUAUACACUAUUCUAUUAUAUAUUAGAGGUAUUAAAAAGAAUGUAAUUUGUACAUAAAAUAAUAAUAAAAAU
Nomia melanderi (Alkali bee) is the source of this 708-nucleotide messenger RNA. Its product is annotated as oligosaccharyltransferase complex subunit OSTC. The record is from RefSeq and is a predicted model, not a curated record. Gene Ontology annotation, cellular component: oligosaccharyltransferase complex. Lineage: Eukaryota; Metazoa; Arthropoda; Insecta; Hymenoptera; Halictidae.